UCCGCACGCACUUGCUUUUUUCAGAUGGCAGUAGAAAUCAUGGUGCGAGAGAGAGAGAGAGAGCACGUCGGACUCUAGGGCCGCGAGCUGGUGUAAGCUGCAUGUGAACAUGUUUGUCGUGCACGAUCUGUGGAGUCCCCUCACACUGUUUGCUGUGGUGCUGCAAUCGACCACAGGAAAACCGGAAACGGGAGACGAGACAACUGGCCGCACAAGUAGUUCGGCGAGAGGAGGAGAUGACAGAAAACCACCUUGGCGACAACGAAAGCGAAGGCGACGCCCCAGACGACGAUGACGACCUAGACGAGGAGCUGGCGUUCGAGGAAUGGAAAGUUCGCGAGCUGAGCCGGGUUAGAAAAGAGAAGGAAGAGCGCGAAAGCGCGAUUAAGGAGCGUGAGGACACCCUCAGGAGGCGGAACAUGACGGAUGAUGAGCGCCGGAUGGAGGACAUGAUGCUCGGGAAACACGUCGGGAAGGACAAAGGCACCAUCAAGUUCAUGCAAAAGUACUACCACAAGGGCGCCUUCUACAUGGACGACGACUCGCUCAAGGUGGAGGACGACGUGCGGCGGCGGAGCUACAACGAGCCAACCCUGGAAGACAAGUUCGACAAAACACAGAUGCCGAAGCCUAUGCAGGUCAAAAACUUCGGGCGGUCCGGGCAGACCAAGUGGACUCACUUGGCCAACGAAGACACCACGCAGUGGGACUCGGCGUGGGCGCAAGAAACGCACGUGGCGACCAAAAUGCAGCACAAAAUGUCCGGGGUCGGGAACAUCGACGCCGCUUUCAAGCGUCGAAAGAAGAAGAACCCGGAGUAG
Ectocarpus siliculosus is the source of this 821-nucleotide messenger RNA. The record is from the annotation of a GenBank genome assembly. Lineage: Eukaryota; Phaeophyceae; Ectocarpales; Ectocarpaceae.